This is a messenger RNA of Caenorhabditis sp. 36 PRJEB53466, 1369 nucleotides long. The record is from the annotation of a GenBank genome assembly. Lineage: Eukaryota; Metazoa; Nematoda; Chromadorea; Rhabditida; Rhabditidae.
AUGGGCUGUGUUUGGGAUAAGCCAAAAGGACAUCAGGCACGAAAAUUCAUUCUCGAGGAGGCGGACAAACUUUUCAAGACCAAAGAAAAGGUUAAAUUGUCGCAGACAGCGUAUCAUCAAAUGGUUUCUCAUCAAGUUUACCUUCGAACCAGCCUCAGAUUUCAUGGUUAGUUUUUCAAAUCAUAUAAACUUGUGUUGUUAUUUGAAACAUUUACAGAGGAAGAUAUAAAACAGACACUGAGAUCCUAUCGAGAUGAUUUGCGACGAAAAUUGAAGGCUGCGAUUCUGGAUAAAAAAGUGAGUUUGGGGAAUGAUUUUUUUUUCAAACUGAUCAAGAGUGUCCAUCAUGCUUUUAGGAAUCGAUUAGCUAGAUUCAUUAGUGUUUGUAGAGGACUUUUAACUCUUGGGCAUCCAUGAAAACAUAAUUCGAAUUACUGUUUAUGUGUCUGCGAUAUUACGAGCAACUAGAUUGGGCACAACAAACAAGUUCAACUUUCAGCUCGACGAAAUGGACACCGAAGAAGAAUUGUGGACUUGGAAUCGGUACGGUUACUACAGACAGUACCGUAUAAAAAUGGCCGAUUCGGAGGCCAAGUGGAGGCGUCAGGCGGCGGGAAUCCAACUGUCCAGCGAUGAGAACAGCGAUGAUGAGAGCAGAUCCGAAUCGAGCGAAAAUUCGGAUUAUCAACAAAUUUUUAAAGAUGAACCGGACGAGAUACCACAGGAUAUACAAAGUCAUCUGGAUGAAUUGAUUGUUCAAAGUGAUCUACGUGUGAUAUCUAACGUUAAGCGUGAGACGCCUGAGCAGGUUGAGUUUAGCAAACCACUUUUGUAAGUUGUUAGAUAAUAUAGGAAAAAUAUGUAGCAAUCUUUUGUAUUUUUCAGCACGCACAAAAAAUUGGAUGACUCGAUUGCCGGCUCUUCACCGCCACGCAUCAAAUCCCCGAAUACAACUAACGAGAAGCGAAACGUUGCGGUACAAAACGAUGAAAAAAGUAACAUGGACCUUAUUAGCAUCCAAAGUCCGCUGGCAAACAGUGAAUGCCACUCUGUCGACUCGUCUCCUAACACUUUGUCAGUGAGAAAUUCAGAUUUGACAAAUAAAUUGGUGAGUGAAAAAAUUUGAAAUCAAAUCAAACAAUUGAAAUUUCAGGCUGUUGAGAACAAGGAAUUCCCUUUGGCAGGAGAGCUCUUCUUCUUAGAGAUGCAAAUCAGAAGAAUCAAUGAACUAGCGCCAGAUCAAAUUCAAUUGGUUCGAGAUCUUCUUCUCAACAUGACUAGCCCGUUUUUCGAUGCCAGAAAACCGCAAAAUACUUUGGAGAUUGUACAGAGAUUGCUCCAUAAAUUCAAACAACAGUCGCCUCAGUAA